AUGACAUCGUUCGAGUCCGCCGAUUCUAACUAUUCGAUCUUUCGCGAAUGUCUGUCGAGUGCCAUCGUCGAGAAAUCCAAUGUACAUCGACCGACCAAGACGCCGAAACGAAAAGCCCACAAGUCCGUCGGCAGACGUAAUGUGAAGGAAGAUGACCUGGAACUCUCGCAGCAAAUCUCAACAAUUCCAUUGCCCGUUCGGACUGAUCCAGAGGAACUGGCAGAUUUCACUGACUUUCUAGCCAGUGAGAUCUUCACCUCGUUGCCUCGGGACUUACAAACGAUCUCCUACUCCUUGGUCCAACACACUCCCACUCUGAGCGAUCGAUACACCUCAUCUGUGCCAACGCAGACUCUGCUGGAUACUUUACCCGUUUCGGUCGCCGACUCGCUUUCCGUAUACGGACUCAUCCCGGACGUCAGCGACGUGCCGGAUUUUCUCGCCCGAGUGAUAACCGAGUAUGUGGUUGGGGUAACAAAGCCACCGCCGAUGUGGGCAACGACGCGGUCAUCGGCGUGUGAGAUCUGUGAACGGGACUGGAUCCCGCUGUCGUAUCAUCAUCUCAUUCCGCGCGGGGUGCAUGCUAAGGUGCUGAAGAAAGGGUGGCAUGACAAGUGGAUGUUGAAUAGUGUGGCGUGGUUGUGUAGGGCGUGUCAUAGCUUUGUGCAUCGCAUGGCCAGUAAUGAGGAAUUGGCUCGUGAGUGGUAUACAGUUGAUCGCAUCAUGGAGAGGGAGGAUGCUCAGGAUUGGGCCAAGUGGGUGAGUCGAGUUAGGUGGAAGGCACAAUAG
This is a messenger RNA of Aspergillus tanneri, 789 nucleotides long. RefSeq names its product HNH endonuclease. NCBI's taxonomy places the organism in Eukaryota, Fungi, Ascomycota, Eurotiomycetes, Eurotiales, Aspergillaceae. The coding region runs from base 1 to 789 and encodes 262 amino acids. The transcript has 2 exons. The record is from RefSeq and is a predicted model, not a curated record.